Messenger RNA from Rosa chinensis, 2143 nucleotides. Its product is annotated as protein ROOT HAIR DEFECTIVE 3-like. Gene Ontology annotation, biological process: endoplasmic reticulum membrane fusion. The transcript is spliced from 5 exons. Gene Ontology annotation, cellular component: endoplasmic reticulum. Lineage: Eukaryota; Viridiplantae; Streptophyta; Magnoliopsida; Rosales; Rosaceae. The record is from RefSeq and is a predicted model, not a curated record. Gene Ontology annotation, molecular function: GTPase activity. Bases 658 to 936 code for a protein of 92 amino acids.
UUACCAUUGAUUGGCAACCAGUUUGUAGUUCACAUAACUUUAAUAGUUUGUCUUUUCGGUUCAGAUUUCAAUUAAUAAAAUUGAAAGUUUUGGUUCUCUGUGGGUUUGUGUGAUGCCACCUAACCCUAGGUGUGAUGCCUACAAACCCUACUGUGUGAUGCUAGUAGUUUUAUCCCGGUACUUUCUUGAUCCCCUAUCCAUUUUUUUUUUAUCAAAUCCUUACUGUUCCUUGAACAAUCGGAUUCCACUGCCCUUAAAAUCCUUGAAUCUACCGAGAAACCCUUGUUUCACAGUAUCUCCCUUAUUUAUACUUAGAGAAGAAAUUAGUGUUUUCACUUCCUGCAUUUUUUUCCCACACAGAUAACAGAUUCUGCAUCGGUAAUAGUUGCUUAUGGGCAUAUGAUAUGAUAAAGUUUUUUAUUCUCUCUCUGUCUCUGAUCUGGCCAGGAAAAAGCACAAUAUAUAAUUUGUUGGCCACCUACUUCAGGAAGAUGGAUGCUUUUAGAGGAAUGCAAGUUCUCAUAGUGCUCAAUGUGAUGUUUUUCUGUUAGUGAUCAGUACUACGAAGAGACAUGCCUGAAACAAGAAAAGGUAUUUGGUUGGCAAAAUGUGCUGGUAUUGAGCCUUGUACUCAUCUAAUAGAUUUGGAAGUUACAGAUGGGAGAGAACAAGGAGAGGUGGUACCAUGAUAUUGGUUGUGAGCAAGCUGCAAAUAAGCCUAUCCUAAAGACUGUGAUCCAGGUGAUGGUGCGAUUGGUUAGUCCACGUAAACCAACUUUGAUGUUCAUCAUCUGUCAUAAGACAAGGCUAGCCUGGGUCGAGUUUUUGGUAGUGUGGCUGUCCCUUUUGUUUGCAGAAGCCUUUGGAAAAUUGAGAACCGGUUAUCAGAGAAGACAUCAGAAGCCUGAAGCCCGCAAGGAAACUCUGUUAGGUUAGUCGAUCCCUCCUUGGAGGAGAGUGUGAUGCAGCAAGUAUUGACUUGGGUGUUCAUUCACAUGCAACUAGAACAUGAUGCAGCAAACAAUUGUUGAAUUUGGUGCAGCAAAUGUUGAGGAUGAAGAUGGCAGCAAGACUUUGAAGGUUGGAGUAAUUCAAAGUUGGUGCUGCAAAUUUUGAUAGGCAAGAAACAAACCUAUACGCAUAGCUUGGAGGUGGCAGCAAUAUUUGAAAAAUAGAGGUGGCUGCUGCUGCAACUUGAAUAGGUGCUGCACAUGUAUGUUGGCAGCAAUCUUUGAAGAUGGAGGUGGCUGCUGCAAUCUGCAAUAGGAAGGAAGAAAAAGACUUUGCCUUUUCACAUGUAUGAUAGCUGCCUAUAAAUAGGCAGCAUGGUAAGUCAUUUGAAAAAGGCAAGAGCAAACUUGUGUCGAGGCAACUCAGGCAAGUAAGGAGAUCGGUUAAGAGCAACUCUAAGGGUCUUCAUGUAUAGAAGCAAAGUGAGUUGUGUUCAAGAGUGUGUAUAGCUCUUGGGGUAGAGUAAUCUUCUAGGUUUAGAGAGGGUGUACAAGGGGUAUCCAGUUGGAUACAAGGGCUUGGGUUGCGUAUAAACUUGAGUGCUCGAGUUGUGCAUAAAUUUGAGCAGUGUAAUCUUGUACUUGUGUAGAUCUCUUAUUAGUGAAGGUGAAACUCUCCGAGGGCGUAGGCAAGGAUAUUGGCCGAACCUCGUUAAAUCUUGUUGUCUUCUUGGCUUGCUUAUUUCUUCUUUCUAUCUUUACUAAUAGUACUUGCGUGACGGGGAUUAAUUUCCUAACAAACUCCACUACGCAAAUUUAAUGUAAGAUCUCAUUCUUUUCACAGAUAAUUUAAGACAUGUAGAUGUUUUGUGGGGAAGACUAUCCAAGAGUUAAACAUGUGGCAAUGUGUUAUUGAUGAUUACAUGACCAGGUCAAGGUUGUUGCUCUUUCAAGUUAUGAAACAUUUGUCUAUUCUGAGUGUUGCUCAUUUAAGGUCGAGAACCCAUGCUGCACGUUCAAUUCAAGCCACCCCAUUAGGCAUUUCCUUUUCGAGUGAAACAUAUAUGUUUCUUGUUUGAUCAAAAUAGGAGAGGUCUUCUGCUAUAAUGCACAUAAGCUUAAUGUUAGAAAGAAGUUACUGAAUUUACCUCGUUUGCAAGUAUAGUAAUAAAUCUUCUUGCGUCUUUCAUUCA